Messenger RNA from Jatropha curcas, 945 nucleotides. It is a transcript of the gene VTI13, whose product is annotated as vesicle transport V-snare 13. NCBI's taxonomy places the organism in Eukaryota, Viridiplantae, Streptophyta, Magnoliopsida, Malpighiales, Euphorbiaceae. Gene Ontology annotation, cellular component: SNARE complex; late endosome membrane; endoplasmic reticulum membrane. Gene Ontology annotation, molecular function: SNAP receptor activity; SNARE binding. The record is from RefSeq and is a predicted model, not a curated record. Gene Ontology annotation, biological process: vesicle-mediated transport; vesicle fusion; intracellular protein transport.
UUCAAUAAUCUAAGCCAUAUUGUACUUCCCGUGUGACUUUAUCAUUUACCCUUCGCUCCCAUUGUGCACCGUUCUUACCCCACGCGAACGUGCACUGCCAUUUUGAUCGUUCGAAUUUCUACAAACUGCGACCAUCACCUCCACUGCCACCACCAAAUUCCGGCUUUUAGAGGGUCCCACGCCUAGUUCCAGCUAUCUCCGCCGCGAUUUUGCCUCCGAUUGUACCAGAAAUUGGAAGGAUGAGCGAAGUGUUUGAAGGAUACGAGCGCAAAUACUGCGAGCUCUCGGCGAAUCUUUCGAGGAAGUGUACGGCGGCUGGUGCUCUUGAUGGAGAGCAAAAGAAGCAAAAGCUUUCUGAAGUAAAAGCUGGGUUGGACGAUGCAGACUCUUUGAUUCGCAAAAUGGACCUUGAAGCAAGAAGUUUACAACCAAAUGUCAAGGCUGUUCUUCUAGCUAAGUUGAGGGAAUACAAGUCGGAUCUGAACAAUCUGAAAGGUGAAGUUAAAAGAAUAGCAUCUGGUGGCCUAAAUCCAGCUGCCCGAGAUGCACUGCUGGAAUCAGGGAUGGCUGAUGCACUCACAGCCACAGCUGAUCAGAGAUCAAGAUUAAUGAUGUCGACAGAAAGAUUAAAUCAGUCCAGUGACAGAAUUAAGGACAGUAGAAGAACCAUGCUGGAAACUGAAGAGCUUGGUGUUUCGAUUCUUCAAGAUUUGCAUCAACAGAGACAGUCUCUCUUGCAUGCCCAUGACACGCUGCAUGGCGUAGAUGACAACGUAGGCAAGAGCAAGAAAGUAUUAACUAACAUGACCAGGAGGAUGAACCGGAACAAGUGGAUGAUUGGUGCUGUUGUUGCAGUCCUUGUGGUUGCCAUCAUCUUGAUCUUGUACUUCAAACUCAAAUAAGCCAAGACAUUCCCUCUCGUUUGCUCUCUGAGUGUUUUAUGGG